Trypanosoma cruzi is the source of this 1434-nucleotide messenger RNA. Its product is annotated as RNA-binding protein, putative. The record is from RefSeq and is a predicted model, not a curated record. Gene Ontology annotation, molecular function: RNA binding. Bases 1 to 1434 code for a protein of 477 amino acids. The transcript has a single exon. NCBI's taxonomy places the organism in Eukaryota, Euglenozoa, Kinetoplastea, Trypanosomatida, Trypanosomatidae.
AUGGUUGAAAUGUUUUUUUCCUCCCAUGAAAGGAUGCAAGUGCCGGAUCUUCUGCAGAACGUCAAGCCUAUUCCCGUGUUGCCGGAGAGUGUUGACGGAAUGAGCUCCAACUCCCCAUCAACACACGCAGCAAUUCAGGAGGAGGAGGCGAUGGCUCUGGCGUCCGUGACGUCGGAACCUUGCCUUGUUUUUGACUCCGAAUUUCUUGUGGAAAAGCUGCUUUUGGACGAAGAAUGUAGUAAUUGCUGUGAUGGCAACAGUGCGGAUGUACACAACGAUAAUACGAGUAGGCGAGACAAACUCCUCCUCACGCGGGGUUUUGCCUCUGAUAAUCAGAGUCGUACAAAUUUGUUUAUAAGUAACAUUCCGCACAAAAUGGAACAGCGUGAGCUGGAGAAUUUGUUUGCCCCCUAUGGGCAAAUUCUUUCAGCAGCAGUCAUGCGCAAUAUUCACACUGGUAAGAGUCUUGGCACCGCGUUUGUGCGUUACGCCUCCACCGAGGAGGCAAUGAGUGCAAUCAAGGGGAUGUCGGGAAAACGGAUAGGUGGACGAGCGAUCGCUGUUCAGUGGGCAAAGAAGCAGCAUGAUUACGCCCCGGUUGGGGAGGCUCGUAAAAAAAUCAGUAAAUUGUUUGUUCGAAACAUUCCACUGGAUAUCAACACCGUCGUUCUCGAGGACAUGUUCAAUAUGUACGGUCCGGUCAAGUCUGUUUCGAUUCACAAGGAUACCGCGCCGGACUGCGAGAAAAAUUCUGAGCGCCACAUCGCCUUCAUCACGUUCCUUGCGGAUGGUGCUGCCGAAAGGGCUGCUGAGGCCGUUCAUAACACCCGACCCUUUCCAAGUUGUGGGAAAGUGCCAUUGAUGGUAAAACUGGCUGAGGACGCCCCGCAACGCAUUCAUCAUGGCACUGGCAGUAAAAACUCUGCUAAUGCCUUAAAGACCAAGCAACAAUUACAGGGUGAUAUGAGCGCAAUGUCCUCUGGACAGGAGCAUUUUUUUGACGUCCCAGCCGUUCAACAGUGCUUUCCCACGGGAACGGGCACAGGUGCAAUGGUCGUUGCGCCCACGUCCUAUUUCUCAUUAUUGGCGUCUGGUGGUUUUAUUUUGCCUGGUUCGGUUCCGGGAGCAGUAAUGGGAAGUGAGGCGCCGUAUCCAUGGCGGACAAGGGUCACGUGGUCGCAGGGAACCGGUGUGCCAUUUCCCUUUUAUAAUGGAGGCACUGCAGCGACUGCCGCCAAUCCCCUUGCACCGAGCAACGCUUGUGCCACGCCUCCUUCUGGGUCGCCCGUCUCAUGCAUGAACAAUGGAGGGUUUACAUCGUUUCCAAUGUACACGACGCCGUUUUGCUCAUCCACGUCUCCAGGCCUUUCCGGAACGCAGGCUGACAGUGUCGCCGGGAGCCCUUUGAUUUUGCCGAGUUCUCUUCGUCAAUGA